This is a messenger RNA of Lineus longissimus, 2164 nucleotides long. RefSeq names its product transformer-2 protein homolog alpha-like. Gene Ontology annotation, cellular component: spliceosomal complex. The record is from RefSeq and is a predicted model, not a curated record. NCBI's taxonomy places the organism in Eukaryota, Metazoa, Nemertea, Pilidiophora, Heteronemertea, Lineidae. The transcript has 7 exons. Gene Ontology annotation, molecular function: RNA binding. Gene Ontology annotation, biological process: positive regulation of mRNA splicing, via spliceosome. Bases 122 to 982 code for a protein of 286 amino acids.
GCCACAUCGGAACUUAGGGAAAUUGCGGAUUGACGCUGGAGUGUAAAACUUGUCGUUUCGUCCAGUUCUUUUCCAUUCAAAACCGAUUAUUUACCACGCAGUGAGAGUUGAACCGUAUAAAAUGAGUGAUAGAGAAGACUAUCGAGAGGACGAAAUGGUUCGAAAGCGGGCAUGGGAUACCAAAAAUAGCUCCCUUGAAGAUGUAAAGCCUGAUAUGUCACGAAUUAAAAAGGAAAGGCCUGAGAUCAAUGAUAGUAUAACAGAAAAGCGAUCUCAUACCCACAGUCCAAGAUCUGAGAGAUCUCGAUCCAGAUCUCCACGCUACAGUCGUUCAAGGUCAAGGUCAUAUCGUAGAUCAUACAGCAGGUCAAGGUCACGUAGCUACGGUCAUGGUUACAGUCGACGUUAUUCGCGAUCUCGCUCCAGGUCGAGAUCAAGGAGUCCUAGGUACCGUUCAUCGUACCAUGACCGACGCCGAGGUGGUUACUAUAGAAGUCGGAGCCGAUCACCGAUGUCAAACAGACGCCGCCAUGUUGGUAAACGAGAUGAACCAGAGCAGAGUCGAUGUAUCGGUGUGUUUGGCCUGAGCUUGUACACCCAGGAGAAAGACUUGAGGGAGGUGUUGAAUCGCUACGGACCGAUUGAUGAGGUGCAGGUCGUUUACGAUCAUCAGACGGGCAGGUCACGAGGAUUUGCAUUCGUAUAUUUCAAAAACACUGCAGAUGCAGUUGAGGCGAAAGAAAGAUGUAAUGGUCAAGAAAUCGACGGUCGACGUAUUCGAGUUGAUUUCUCCAUCACUGAGCGUGCUCAUACGCCCACCCCUGGCAUAUACCUUGGUAAACCCACAGGCAGUGGUUACAGCAGUCGAUAUCGAGGUGAUAGAGGGCGCUCGCCAUCGCCUUAUAAAGAGAGAGGAUACCGGGGCAGCAGACGGAGGUAUUCAAGGUCAAGGUCACGCUCUUAUUCACCACGCCGCUAUUGAGUUUGUGACAACAGCGCCCUCUAUCACCGAUACGAUACAUUGCUGAUGUUUGAACGAGAGUGUUGUUGAUGAGUGAAGGUCACUGAUCUUCAGCAGCACAUUGGAUCAGUGUAGGUCAGUGUCGCAGUCAAUCAUUACAUAAUGCACUCAAUUGGGACAAUAUUGUAAAUAUUUCAUUCUUCUUCAAGACUAUUUUUCUUCCAUUUCUAAUCACUAAAAUGACAGAUCCAUGCACACUUUAGUUGUUGUCUUUCUGACCUGGAACACAUCAAAGAAAACCACUUGUCGUCUAAUCUCUUGACAGUGCAGUGUAUUUGCAGUAUACCAGUAUAUUCAUCAUUUCUUUACCAUCUUUCCUAAGUGACUGGUUUCAUGAUACUGAGAGAUGGUCAAUGAUAAACUCUGCCUCAUCAUUCAAGUAACAUGAAAUCAGUAGCAUUUUUACCCUUGUAACUUUUAGGUCUCUGUUAGCUUGUACCAGUUUGGAAGGGGCUGGAUCCAACCUCUCUGCUGCUUAUUGUAUAGUGUUGUAUAGAUUGUAACUAUGGCAUUAUCAUCUUCUAGUAUGAGAAGACUUUGUGCCUUUACAGUAGUUUGCACACUCUGUGCCUUUCUAUGCUUUGAUUUAACCUCUGUUUUUUUUAAAUGUUGGUUCAUGAUGAAAUAUAUGACGUGGGCACUUUCUUUACUUCACAAGCUGGAAAACCAUUAGGCUGAGUCAAAAUCGAUACCAGCGCCUAAUUCUGCAUUCCAGAAAAGUUUGUCAGUCAUAUCAUCUGUGGCAAGCCAUUCAAGACAUUGGCCGACCAUGUUACUUUUAUUCAUGCUUCAAGUCCAGUUUUUGGUUCUUCAUUCAUAUCAAACAAGCUGUAAAGAGUUUGGUUUUGGUCGAGUUUCACUGACCUCUGCCUUCAUGCAUUGCCUAUGUCUGUAGCUGCUUGUUAAUGUAUUCAAGGCUUCUUUUGAAAUGUUCUCAGAGGGACCCAUAAUUGCUUGAGGUAUUUCAAUAUUAACUUUACAAUGAACUGUACCAUUGUCAUCAUUCGUUAGUUUACAAGUAGUGCAGAUAGAUCAUGAUGUAGACGAGAGUGAAUGUAUUAAUUGCUAAUAAAACAUCAAGUCAUUGUCACACGUGAUCUUUUGUUCUUUCUCUUCAUCAUUCUAAUCUUAUUCUUUGUCGUU